UAUGGAUCAUUUUGAAUAACCAUCAGCAAAAUUGCUUUAUCUUAUUAAUGAAAUGAAUAGACUGAAUAUGAUCACACAAUUAGAGAAAUGCACUUUGAAAUGUAAGUAUAGGUUGUGAUAGUAGAGUUUGUUUUGUAGGAGCAUUAAGGAAUAUAUGAUCUUUUAAAAUAAUAUCCAAAGAGUGACACAGAACUUGAUUUGGCUGAGGCAAUAAUAAUCUUAUUGAGAGGAGCUCCAAAUUCAGAGUGUAAUAAUUAAUUAUUAAUGUAGAAUAAUAAGUUUAGGAUGACAGUGAAUAUUAAGCGGAUUUGUAAAUAUAAGAAGAUGUAAGAAAUAACUGAAUAUUAAUUAAAGCUUUAAUCUCCUUUGGGUAAUCAACUAAUGUGGAGAAAGAAGGGACAAUAGAAAAAAAAUAAACAUCAGGACAACAAGCCAUUUGAAUUGAAUAAAAUACAAUGAGUU
This is a messenger RNA of Paramecium pentaurelia, 462 nucleotides long. The record is from the annotation of a GenBank genome assembly. NCBI's taxonomy places the organism in Eukaryota, Ciliophora, Oligohymenophorea, Peniculida, Parameciidae.